Populus nigra (black poplar) is the source of this 2816-nucleotide messenger RNA. Its product is annotated as phytyl ester synthase 1, chloroplastic-like. The record is from RefSeq and is a predicted model, not a curated record. The transcript has 13 exons. The coding region runs from base 518 to 2692 and encodes 724 amino acids. NCBI's taxonomy places the organism in Eukaryota, Viridiplantae, Streptophyta, Magnoliopsida, Malpighiales, Salicaceae. Gene Ontology annotation, cellular component: membrane.
AUGUACAUGUUCUACCAGUCAUUUUGCUUUCUGGGUUUUUCUUUUUGGUUCACACAUAUGUGGAGUAUUGCAUGUGCGUGUGUGUUUAAACAUCUAAUUCCAAAUACGGUGUAAUUGUUUCUCUAUUACUGCCUGGUACUUGAGAAAAGGUUUCAUGCUGCUGUUCAUUUGAACUAAAAAAAGGUCUAAUAGUUCAUGUAAAGGGUGUCCCUUGUUUCAGCUUGAGUGUUUAGAGAGCAGUGUUGAGUUUUUUCUGUUACUGGGGCUCUUUUCAAGUGCUGGUAGGACUUGAAAAGUGACCCGAGUUUCAAAAUUGCUGAAUGGUACUUGAUGAGAGUUCCAAGUUGUUAAGGUGGUGAAUUUUGAGAGGGAGUUCAUAAUUUUAUGCAAUAGUUGUGUUUAAUUGAAGCUGGUACUUGAAAAGGGCACCAGAAAGUUGCUUGAAUACCUUUAAGCUGUUCUUUGGAAUUUGUAGAAGUGUCUUAACUCUUACUGUCUUCCAUCGCUUAAACAAGCCAUGCCGUUAGUCGUUAAUUCCCUGGUAUUGCCUUAUUUUGUGACGAAUUCAGAGGCUAAGCUUAGGUCUCGAGUGAGAGUUCAAAGUUUAGGCAGUGGCAGAGAGUCAAAAAUAUUAUCUUCUGAUUCAAUUCCGGUGAAAGGAACUUCCACUGAAGAGAAAGGAAAGAAUGGGGAUUUGGUUGAUGGUUUCGUGAGGAAGAUUGAGAAGAGUGAUGAGGGUCUGAUUGAUGGAGGGAAUGGAAGGUUAAAAUAUACUAGAGUUGAGAAAAAGAGGGUGAAAGAUGUUAUUUCAAAUGACUUGGAAGUUUUGUGGGAUGAUGGAUACGGGACCAAGACCGUGAGAGAUUAUCUUGAAGGAGCCAAGGAGAUUAUUAGGCCUGAUGGCGGGCCGCCGAGGUGGUUUUGCCCUGUCGAGUGUGGGCAGCCUCUAAAAGAUUCUCCGAUUCUUCUCUUUUUCCCUGGGAUUGAUGGUGUUGGCUUGGGCCUUACUUUGCACCAUAAAGCUCUUGGGAAGGUGUUUGAGGUUAGGUGCCUUCACAUUCCAGUGUAUGAUCGAACACCAUUCGAAGGUCUGGUGAAAUUUGUUGAAAAAAUAGUGAGGCUUGAGCAUGCAUCGUCUCCGAAUAAGCCUAUUUAUCUAGUAGGGGAUUCCUUUGGAGGUUGUCUUGCUCUUGCUGUUGCUGCUCGUAAUCCUGAAAUUGACCUUGUGUUGAUACUAGCGAAUCCAGCCACAUCAUUUAACAGGUCACAGCUGCAACCCUUGUUCCCUCUUUUGGAAGCUUUGCCUGAUGAAUUACAUAAUGCUGUCCCCUAUCUUCUUAGCUUUGUUAUGGGUGAUCCAGUUAAGAUGGCAAUGGUCAAUAUCGAAUCUAAGCUUCCUCCCGGAUUACAAAUUGAACAGUUGUCUAACAAUCUUACUGCUAUGCUACCUAGCCUUUCUGGUUUAGCUGAUAUCAUUCCAAAGGACACUCUUCUGUGGAAAUUGAAACUGCUUAAAUCAGCUGCUGCCUAUGCUAAUUCCCGGCUUCAUUCUGUAAAAGCUGAAGUGCUAGUGCUCUCUAGUGGCAAAGAUCAAAUGCUUCCUAGCAGUGAUGAAUCACAGCGUCUGAAAAGUUCCUUAAAGAAUUGUACUGUUCGUCAUUUCAAGGAGAAUGGGCACACCAUUUUAUUGGAAGAUGGUGUUAAUUUGCUUACUAUUAUUAAAGGUACUAGCAAAUACCGUCGCUCAAGGAGGCUUGAUUUUGUCUCAAACUAUGUGCCACCUAGCAUGUCGGAAUUCAAACGUGGAUUUGAAGAAGUUGGACUGUUGCAAACUGCCUCUAGUGCUGCUAUGUUCUCAACUCUGGACGAUGGAAAUAUUGUAAGAGGUCUUGGUGGGGUUCCAAAUGAAGGUCCUGUCUUAUUGGUUGGUUACCACAUGUUGUUGGGACUUGAACUCUCUUCCCUUGUUGAAGCAUUCUUAAGAGAGAAGAACAUUAUGGUUCGUGGUAUGGCGCAUCCAAUGCUAUUUACAGGGGGGCUAGAGCUUUCAUCUACAGAAUUUUCGAUAACUGAUUGGAUGAAAGUAAUGGGAGCGGUACCUGUCACAGCAAGCAAUAUUUACAAAUUGCUGUCAACAAAUUCACAUGUGCUUCUAUAUCCUGGAGGCGUACGUGAGGCCUUUCAUUACAGGGGUGAAGAAUACAAGCUAAUUUGGCCUAAACAACAAGAAUUUGUAAGAAUGGCAGCUAGGUUUGGAGCCACUAUUGUACCGUUUGGGGCUGUUGGAGAAGAUGAUAUAGCAGAGUUGGUUCUUGAUUACAAUGACUUGAUGAAGAUUCCAGUGGUUAAUGGCUAUGUCAGAGACGCUACUCGUAAAUCUACAAAAAUAAGAGACGAGAAUCAAGGGGAGGUGGCAAACCAAGUAUUCUACAUCCCAGGUCUUUUGCCAAAGGUGCCUGGCCGUUUUUAUUUUCUGUUCGGAAAGCCUAUAGAAACGAAGGGAAAGGGGGAGAUACUUGAAGACAGAGAAAACGCAAACCAGCUAUACCAGCACAUAAAAUCUGAAGUCGAAAGUUGUCUUGCUUAUCUGUUGAAGAAGCGAGAGGAUGAUCCUUAUAGAAGUAUUAUUGACAGAACAGUGUAUCGUGCAUUACGUUCUCCUUCAAAUGAAGUCCCAGCAUUUGACCCUUAAAAAUUGAUUACAGCAAGCAUUUCUGGGUCUUGGAGACUUCCACAAAUUAAUUGAAAAGUUAUGUAUACUUUCCUAAGCAUCUAUAAACAAUCUUCCAAUCAAUAUAUGCUAUCUAUUUUCUUUA